This is a messenger RNA of Cyclocybe aegerita, 1218 nucleotides long. The record is from the annotation of a GenBank genome assembly. NCBI's taxonomy places the organism in Eukaryota, Fungi, Basidiomycota, Agaricomycetes, Agaricales, Hemipholiotaceae.
AUGGCUGCGAUCUACGCCGUCUACACAUCCCCGUCGCACCCCCCCAUCCCAAACCACCUUCCCACCCUCAUCGUCACCCCCCACGGUCAACCGUCCAACAUCCUCUAUUCCUACCUACACACAAACUAUAAUACAGAGAACUAUCUCUUGACGCCGUCUCCCCAGGGCGAUCUUUGCGUUGCCAAGCUCUUCCCGCCCCGCGCCCGCGAGCCAGGCAAGGGCUCUGCCUCAGAUCCAGGCCACUCUUCCCCCUCCUCAUCCCGUGUCGUUCGUUGCGAAGCCUCCCGUAACCUCAAGUGGUCAAUCGCAAACACAGGUGUCAUAUCCCCCAUAUACAAGCUCUCGCUGCCGUCCCCAGACUCCCCGGAUCUUCCUCUCUUCCAAGUCUCCAAGCCCAACCCAAAUGCCGCAUUCUGGAGCAUGUUUUAUUUCGCCUACGCUGGCCACAACAUCCCCCCAAAGCGCAUAGAGUUUGGCAAGAUUCAAAAGAACCCGCCCGGUCCCAACGGUGGCGGCACCCGCAUCAGCAUCACCGGCAAAACGCCCGAGGAAAAGGCUGUCUGGCAGACUCUUGGAGAGGGCAACGAGGACUGCGUGGAGUGGGUCGUCCUCUGCGCAGCGCUUAAUCUUCUUGAUGACGAAAUCAUGAAAGCUGCAGAGAAGAACCCGCCUCCUCCCUCGGGAGGUCCUAGUGCGCCAGUAUCGCUGAGAGACCCCGGACCGGCAGGUGGGCCACCGCCUCCUGCUAGCCGCCCAGGAGGCCCUCCCAAUGGCGGCCCACCACCAGGUCAACGCCCGCCAGGUCCUCCAAACGGCGGCGGCCCAAUGCCCAUGCCCGCCGGUCGCCCUCCAGGACCUUAUCCUCCUGGCCCUCCUGGCCCAGGUAGCUUCCCUCCAAGCCGCGGCCCCCCUCCUGCGGGCUACGGUCCCCCUCCUGGUCCGCCCGGCCCACCUGGACCACCGGGAGGGUAUGGCGGUCCUCUAGGAGGCUUCCCGCCUGGCGCUGGUCCGGGUCCGGGUCCGAUGAUGGGUCCUCCGGGUGGUCGACCUGGUCCGCCACCUCAAGGGCGACCAGGACCGGGGCCUCCGGGCGGGAUGCCUCCUCCUGGUCCCGGCGGCCCUCCAGCAGGUUAUGGAGGUCGUCCCGGCCCGCCACCCUCCCAGAUGCCCAUGCCUCAAGGUCCUGGCGCGCCUCAAGGCCAAAUGCGAAGGUUUUGA